This is a messenger RNA of Aphanomyces astaci, 733 nucleotides long. RefSeq lists its product as hypothetical. Lineage: Eukaryota; Oomycota; Saprolegniomycetes; Saprolegniales; Verrucalvaceae. Gene Ontology annotation, biological process: guanine deglycation, glyoxal removal; protein deglycation, glyoxal removal. The coding region runs from base 1 to 627 and encodes 208 amino acids. The transcript is spliced from 6 exons. The record is from RefSeq and is a predicted model, not a curated record. Gene Ontology annotation, molecular function: protein deglycase activity. Gene Ontology annotation, cellular component: cytosol; nucleus.
AUGCUCGGUCGCAACAUGACAUUCUGCUUGACUCCUAAGAUCAGUAGCAGCAUCACCAUGACGGCUCCGACGGCGCUCAUUCCUGUGGCGAAUGGUAGCGAAGAGAUUGAAACAGUGUGCUUGCAAGAUGUCUUGGUUCGCGGUGGUAUCCAGGUUACUCUGGCGUCGGUGGGCGGCAAUGCGCAGAAUGUUGUCAAGAUGUCGCGAGGGCUACACAUCCAAGCGGACGUGGCGAUUGCCGAGUGCGUCCACAACUCGUACGACGUGAUUGUCCUUCCAGGGGGCAUGCCCGGAGCUUCCCACUUGCGCGACUGUCCUGAUUUGAUCAACAUGCUCCGACGCCAAAAAGCGGGCGGGAAAUGGUACGGCGCCAUUUGUGCCGCUCCCGCGGUCGUCCUCCACCACCACGAGCUGCUGCCUCCGGGACCUGUGACGUCGUAUCCGUCUUUUCAAGACAAGAUGCCGGGCGUGGUGUACAGCUCGGAUCGGGUGGUGGUGACCGCCAACUGUUUGACCAGUCGAGGGCCAGGAACGGCCAUGGAGAUGGGGCUCAAGUUGGUGGAAGUGCUGUGCGGGUCCAAGAAGGCAGCGGCGGUGGCCGACGGGUUGCUCUACCAGAGCCUCUAGCUGGUCUGGCCCCACUGAAUUUCGACUUUUAGUUAAUCAUUGCAUACUAGUGUAUUAGUAUCUAGCAAUGUAUACUAAUACUACGUAGUAGUUGUUCGUAUGCGAA